AUGAUUGUCUUUGAAACACUAUCUUCUAUAUUAAUGGUUAUAUGUAGUAUAUUUGGUAUUGUUUGUGCUUUUCUGUUCAUAAUUAUCGUUCUGACCCAUCGUCAAUGUCAUACAUUAACUAUUUUACUUGUAUUUAAUUCUACUAUAGCUGGUCUAAUUGCCAAUACAACAUGUAUUAGUCAAGCUAUUUAUCAAUUAUUAGAUGUUGCCAAUGAUUCAUUAUGUACUGUUCGUGGUCUUUUCUUACAAGCAGGAACUGGUGUUCUAUAUCAUACUUUAUGUGUUCAAGCAUUAUAUCGUUUAUUUGUUACUGUCUAUUCAGCACGACGAUCUUUACAGACAACACGUUUUAUUAUUCUUGUAGUAGUUAUACAAUGGAUAUUUUCUAUAAGUUUUGGCCUUCCAAUUCUUUUUACUGGCCAUAUUACAUAUCAACAAGGAAGUCGUAUAUGUCAGGUUUCAUUGGAAGAUACAAUAGGUUUUAUAUAUUUCGCAUCUAUUAUUUUUUUUAUUCCAUUACUUAUGAUUGUUUAUAUUUAUUUUCGUAUUGUUAAAUAUAUGAAAGAUAAUCCAUUCUCUACUACGAAUCGAUCUACUAUUAAUGGCCAACAACGUCAUCAAUCUGAACUUCGUCUUAUACGUCGAAUUCUUACACUUGUUAUUAUUUUAUUUAUACUUGGUUUUCCUUAUUUUCUGUUUUAUCUUUUAAUUCAUCUUCAUAUUGUAUCGCCAUGGUCAUAUAUGCCACGUAUUAGUUAUUUAUUUAUUACCUUUGGUCAAAGUGCUAGUAUGUUAAUUAAUUUAAUUACAACCGAUGAUGUGAAAAAAUCUUUGAUCAAUAUAAUACGAAAAUGUUUUGGUAAAAAAAAUCCAGCACAACAUAUAACUCUAUAG
Molecule: messenger RNA, 894 nt
Organism: Adineta steineri
Lineage: Eukaryota; Metazoa; Rotifera; Eurotatoria; Adinetida; Adinetidae
Source: the annotation of a GenBank genome assembly